Messenger RNA from Thamnophis elegans (Western terrestrial garter snake), 999 nucleotides. RefSeq names its product melanocortin 4 receptor (gene MC4R). Gene Ontology annotation, biological process: G protein-coupled receptor signaling pathway. Bases 1 to 999 code for a protein of 332 amino acids. The record is from RefSeq and is a predicted model, not a curated record. Gene Ontology annotation, molecular function: melanocyte-stimulating hormone receptor activity. Gene Ontology annotation, cellular component: membrane. NCBI's taxonomy places the organism in Eukaryota, Metazoa, Chordata, Lepidosauria, Squamata, Natricidae. The transcript has a single exon.
AUGAAUUUCACUUACCGUUAUGGAGCCCAUCGGCCUCUUCAUGCGUGGAACCACAGCCACGGACACCAUCACGGUGACCUGAAUAGGUCGAUGGAAAAAGGCUACUCUUCAGAAGGGUGUUAUGAGCAACUCUUUGUCUCGCCAGAAGUAUUUGUGAUCUUGGGCUUUGUGAGUUUGCUGGAGAACGUGCUGGUGAUCGCCGCUAUAGCCAAGAACAAGAAUUUGCACUCCCCGAUGUACUUUUUCAUCUGCAGCUUAGCGGUGGCUGACUUGCUGGUGAGCAUCUCGAAUGGGUCAGAAACCAUCGUCAUCACCUGGCUGAACAACACGGAAGUCGACACACACAGUUUUACCGUUAGCAUCGACAAUAUCAUUGACUCAGUGAUUUGCAGCUCUCUGCUGGCCUCCAUUUGCAGUCUGCUUUCCAUAGCCGUGGACAGGUAUUUCACAAUCUUCUAUGCUCUCCAGUAUCACAACAUCAUGACAGGGAGGCGUGUCGGUAUCAUCAUCACCUGCAUCUGGGCCGCCUGCACAGUCUCAGGGGUCCUGUUCAUCAUUUAUUCCGACAGCAGCGUUGUCAUCAUUUGCCUCAUCGCCAUGUUCUUCACCAUGCUAGUCCUCAUGGCAUCUCUCUACGUCCACAUGUUCAUGUUAGCCCGUUUGCACAUGAAAAAGAUUGCGAUUCUCCCAGGCACAGGCUCAAUUCGGCAAGGGGCCAACAUGAAGGGCGCCAUCACCCUGACCAUCUUGAUCGGGGUCUUCGUAGUGUGCUGGGCCCCGCUCUUCCUCCACUUGCUCUUCUACAUUUCAUGCCCUCACAAUCCCUACUGCAUCUGUUUCAUGUCCCACUUUCACCUGUACCUCAUCCUAAUCAUGUGUAACUCCAUCAUCGAUCCGCUUAUCUACGCUUUCCGAAGCCAAGAGCUGAGGAAAACCUUCAGGGAGAUCAUGUGCUGCUGUAGCCUGAGAGAGUCGUGUGAUUUCUCAGGAAAAUAUUGA